AUGAAGAGCAUUAUUCUGCUGGUUGUGAGUAUGUCGGCGAUGGUGUGGUGCCGGGCCGACGAGCACAUACCCACGUCCUGGGACAACGUCAACAUUGACGGUCUGGGCAACGAACGGCUCGUCCAGAACUACGCCAAGUGUCUCCUGGAGAAGGGAUCUUGUUCCACGGAAGGAACAGAGUUGAAGAAAGCGAUCCCCGAUGCUCUGAAAACCGGCUGCACAAAAUGCAGUGAUAAGCAGAAGGCAGGUGCCCAGAAAGUCAUCAAGUGGCUGGUCCAGAAGAAGCCCGAGCUCUGGAAGGAGGUUGUUGACAAAUAUGAUCCCAGCGGCGAAUACAAGAAAUACGAGAAGGAAUACCGUACGUUGGCUAACUAAUUACUCAACAAAAAACAAAGGCCAAAUCACACGGACUGCACUAUACUUCUUGAAAACUAUUAGGAUUUUUCUAUUCUGGAUAGCACGGCACCUAUAGACUUUCACAUUAUCUCUCGCAUUAUUUUUCUAGAAUAAUACCUAUUGAUUUGAUUUCCACAUCAUCUUUUCCAUUUUAUACUGGCACUUCUUGACAAUACACUACUUGUAAAUUUAACUUGUUUUGUGAUUGAUUUUCACUUCACCUAUCACAAUCUUGCACUUAGUGACAAUAGAUUAUCAGAUUGAACUUGAAUAAAAAAUAUGAGUCUGAGUGAUUUUCACUUCACCUAUUGCACAACUUGCACCAUAGAGAAACAAUAGUGUAAGUAGAUAUCCCAUGGUAUAGGACGUUUCCUGUAGCAGCUUUCACUGUUAUCUCAAGCCCAUAGUCCAUGUAGUUCCUCCUCGUGAAGCUGUGUGACGCUCGUAGUCUCCAUAUUGUGCCGUUCGCACACUCCACCCCAACAAAUUAAUAAAAAUCGACAGUAAUCAACA
Molecule: messenger RNA, 909 nt
Organism: Nilaparvata lugens (brown planthopper)
Lineage: Eukaryota; Metazoa; Arthropoda; Insecta; Hemiptera; Delphacidae
Product: ejaculatory bulb-specific protein 3-like
Source: RefSeq, a predicted model, not a curated record